Messenger RNA from Labrus bergylta (ballan wrasse), 3598 nucleotides. The record is from RefSeq and is a predicted model, not a curated record. Lineage: Eukaryota; Metazoa; Chordata; Actinopteri; Labriformes; Labridae.
GAGAGCUAUCCUGACCAACUUCUAAACAGAGCAGUGGUGAAGUUUGAGGAGGAAAAAUAAAGACUUUGUGUCCGGUUGAGAGCCUCACUAACCAUUAAACGGACACAGCCUACAGUCCGGCUGCCACUAUGGAUGAUUUAGACGCGCUGCUGGCGGACCUGGAAUCCACUACGUCCCACAUCUCAAAGCGGCCUGUGUUUCUGUCUGACGAGACCCCUUACUCCAUCCCCACCGGAGGACACUCCUACCAGGAUGUGUCAGUCCCUCCUCCGGUCCCUCCUCCACCCUCAGCCGAGGCUCUGAACGGAUCCCUGAUAGAUCAGCCUGACUCCAUCCACUCCUCUCAGCAGUCUUUAGGUUCAGCCCACAAGAGCUCGUGGUCGAGGGACAGCAGCAGCUCGCCGUUGUCUCACAUUGAAGAGGACCACGUCUACAGUUUUCCAAACAAACAGAAAUCAUCCGACUCGUCGACAGCAGCCAUGACUUCUGCUCUGGGGAGUAACCUGUCAGAGCUCGACAGGCUGCUUCUGGAGCUCAACGCCGUGCAGCAGAGCUCGCCUUCAUUCCCCACCACAGAGGAGGCAGCUCCACCCUUACCCUCCUGCAGCAUCACUCACUACGAGAACGGCAGCGCCCCCGACAUCAUGGUGAGCCCUCCCGCUCAGGAGACACCCAACAGAAACGGAACCAGGAUUGAAGACACCCGACCCACCGUGGAGAGUCUGCUGGACGAGCUGGAGGGCUCAGUGCCUUCACCCAGCCCCUCCUCUCGUCACAGUGAUUUGGACACGCCCUCUCAGCAGCAGGCCAGGAUGUCAGCUUCCUGUGCCACGAGAGAGCUGGACGAGCUGAUGGCCUCUUUGUCUGACUUUAAGAUUAUGGCCCAAGGAAAGGGUGGGGUUCCUGGUGGUCCUCCGACUCAGGUCAACAAGCUGGACAACAUGCUCGGCAGCCUGCAGUCGGACCUCAACAAGCUGGGUGUGCAGACGGUCGCCAAAGGAGUGUGUGGUGCCUGCUGUAAGCCCAUUGUAGGACAGGUGGUGACUGCCAUGGGCCGCACAUGGCACCCCGAACACUUUGUGUGCACGCACUGUCAGGAGGAGAUCGGCUCCAGAAACUUCUUUGAGCGUGAAGGUCAGCCAUACUGUGAGAAAGAUUACCACAACCUCUUCUCCCCGAGGUGCUACUACUGCAACGGACCCAUCCUGGAUAAAGUCGUGACGGCGCUGGAUAGGACCUGGCAUCCUGAGCACUUCUUCUGUGCUCAGUGUGGAUCCUUCUUUGGCCCUGAAGGUUUUCAUGAAAAGGAUGGAAAGGCUUACUGCAGGAAGGAUUACUUUGACAUGUUUGCACCAAAAUGUGGAGGCUGUGCCAGAGCCAUUUUAGAGAACUACAUCUCAGCACUGAGCAGCCUCUGGCAUCCUGAGUGUUUUGUUUGCAGGGAGUGUUUCACACCAUUUGUGAACGGAAGUUUCUUUGAGCACGACGGCCAGCCUUACUGUGAGGUGCACUACCACGAACGCCGAGGCUCCCUCUGCUCCGGCUGUCAGAAGCCCAUCACGGGACGCUGCAUCACAGCCAUGUCCAAGAAGUUCCACCCAGAGCACUUUGUGUGUGCCUUCUGCCUGAAACAGCUCAACAAAGGCACCUUUAAAGAACAGAACGACAAACCGUACUGCCACGGCUGCUUCAUCAAACUGUUCAGUUAGAGAGUGAGCGCAUUUAACACGCAAUGUGUGGGGUCUGUGUCUUCAGCAUUUAAAUACAGAUAGUGAGGGGAUGGGAUUCAAGAAGGUUGUGUCUGUUCUGAUGAGGGCAUUGGAAGUGUGUAUGGAUCAGGUAUGUGCAUGUGGUUAAAGCCAGCGCUCUGUCAGACUAAAACUUACAGACAGGUCUACAUCAUUGAAGCUCUUACAGGCUUUGAAUGGGUCGUGUUUGAUGCAGAUAUUUCUCCGCUUUUAAAGGACAGUUAUGAUCAUGAGCUCAAGAAAAUGUACGAAACGGUCACAUGGUGACAUCAACAAGGUUUUCAGAUCAACACUGAUGCAUCGAAGUCAUUUUUUAAAAUCCUGUGUUGAAUCUUGUCUUUUCUGUAAAUCUCUCAACAAUGUGCUUUCAAAUCUUCAAUGUUAUUUUUUUCUGGUAAGAUGGUGAAAUCUUACUGAACACUGUAGAUCUCCAGGAAAUACUCUGCAUGUUUUUCAUUGUUGCUCACUGGUUGAGCGUCUCUCAUUUUAAACCGUAGGGGAGUGUGAAGAUCAGGAAACUUUAGCAAGGAGCAGGUGACUGAUGCUUUUUUAAACAUCAUGUUAUUACAACAGAUGAGUGUUUUUGUUUCAUAGCAUGAAGUUGGCCAUCAUAACACUUUAGCAUCGACUGGAAAUGGCUGUGUAGAUUACUUUGUCUGUGUGAAAUUGAUUGUAAUGUCUUUAGACAUUUACAGCAGCAGUCGUUCAGUCAGUCUGAAAAAAACUGAUUUUUUUAAGUGUUUGUAUCAGAUUGUUUUCACGCUGAGUUUCUUUUAUAAGUGAAUCAACCUAACAGAGUUUAUGAAAGGAAGAGUCUCACGUACACCUGUUUUGAAGCCAAAGUCAAACCAUGCAUUGGUAAAUCUUUUACUGUGACUGUCAAUGAAGUUCACUUUGAAGCGAGCCACCAUGAGCUGCAGUGUUCGAUCUCAGUAACACACGUUUUAACACAUCUCAUGUUUUUGCUGCCAAAUCAUUCCUCAUCUUUUCAGAGAAGAAAAGAGAAACAAUUUGAUGACAGAUUUUUCUCUCAUACAGUGAAGUGGAACUACAUAAAGAAACUGGGAGUAUGUUGUUUAUUUUUACACUGUAAUCACUGUGUCUGAGAAGUCUUUUGUAAAUAUCCUAUGCAGCUAUGUGCGUUUAAUAACCACUUAUUCAAAGAGGGGGAGGCGGCAGGUUGAAAGGCAGAGAAAAGACACUUUGUUCAGUGUCCUUACUGUAUUGAGAAGCUGAUGAAUGUUUGUUAUUUGUGAAAUAAGUACAUAAUGCAAGAAAAUACAUAGAAUUUGCUGUGACAUUACAAACACCUCUGUCAUGUUACUUUAACUGUGGAUUAACACCUUUGUCUUUAAUUAUCAGCAGGCUGUCCUUGCUCUUGAUUCAGCUGGUAACACUGGCAAAUUCAGCUAAAUACUUGCAACAGGUCAAUAGUCCAGUUUUGUUUUCAUAUUAUAAUUCUGUGAGUCCACUGAAAAAUAAAAGCCUGGAGGUCUGUUAGAAGAAAUGGUAGGACUAAGAUGACCCUCAGCGUCUGCGUAGUGUCUACUGUAUUAGAAACAGGUGGGGUCUGUAAAUGGUCAAGGAUCACAUGCAGCAGAGAUGUUGGGCCUUUUGUCGUUUUCAGGGAAUUGUAGAGCCUUAAAUCUCUUCUCACUCUAUUUAAGAGUUACAGUUGUUUAUUCAAAUCAAUCAGUAGAGUGUUAUUUAACCAAAGCCAUACCUUCUUUUCAUUGAUUUUGUGUCUGUUCAAUUAUUUUUUUCUUUUCACUACGAAUGUCAAUAAUUAUGAAGUGGGAGUCCUCACCUCUAGUCUGAUAAUGCCAAUAAAUACUGUUUUGGUAUCCAAA